Guyanagaster necrorhizus is the source of this 2447-nucleotide messenger RNA. RefSeq lists its product as uncharacterized. Bases 55 to 2202 code for a protein of 715 amino acids. NCBI's taxonomy places the organism in Eukaryota, Fungi, Basidiomycota, Agaricomycetes, Agaricales, Physalacriaceae. The transcript has 4 exons. The record is from RefSeq and is a predicted model, not a curated record.
CUUAGCACGACCAGCUAGGAAAUCCAAAAACAUCAAGACGCGACGCGCGCGUACAUGGCUCGCGCUACUCGUUCCUCUGCUACCACCGACAGGCUCGAUGACGCCGCCACUGCUACCCAGCAGCCUGCCACAUCGUCAACUGCUGCUCUCAAGAAACGAAAACGUCGUUCAAAUUCGCCAGAAAACGACGCCCAGCCAGCGGCCAAACAUUCUCGGACCGAACAUUCUGAAAAACAACAGACGCCUUUGCCAUCGCCACCGUCUCUCAAGGAUGUUGGAGAGGUGCCUCUUAGCUCGGAAGAUGCUGCCAAGAUUCUUGAUGUCUUGGAAAUGACCGAUACUCAGGGCUUGCUUGACCGCCUCUUUCCCCUUCCAAACGAUCCUUCAUCGUCUUCAAAUCCUUCAUAUUCGCUCAGAUUCUUGUUACAGAAUUCGCCACAUCAUCCUCUGUCUCUUCUCCGAUCGGCUGUAAAUAACCUAUUUCCUAUAUCUUCACAGUCUCGAGCUCGCCUCUCUUCCCCUGCAUGGCGGCAGAUUCAGUUCUGCAAUCUUGCCCUCUCCCUCCUUGACGAAGCUUCUACUCGAUCCGUGCAGUUUCCGCUAGAGUCCGAGUCCAUUUUCCCAGCGGUCGCUGAAUCGCUGCAGGACGAGCUACCAGCAACGUUGUCCUCUGUUCUCCAACCACCGCGCAAGUAUGCACUCGUACAGCAUCUUCCUCAAGGUGACUAUUGGUCUUCUCUGAAUUCGACUCUACCAACCCCAUCCUCUGGGGAUACUCGCGAGCUGAAAGAUCUACCUACUGGGUAUGCAGAAUUGGUGUCCAUAUUCCCUUACCAAUACCCCCUUACCCGUACAACACCAAGUCUUGGUUCAUAUCACAAAAAGGUGAUACCAUCACAAAAACAAAAGAUGCCUAUGCAGAGACGUGCUACCAAAGGCAACUUUCUUGAUUACGGUGUCUGGGGAAGUUUCGCACCUACGUUUGAGCUCGAAUAUGCCGAGAUUGGCAGACAUCAGCUUGGUCAGGUUUAUUAUGGCCAAGAAAUGAGGAGGAAGGCCGCUGAAGAGAGACGAAAUAUGCUGCUUCUGGCCGCUAAGAGGAUGCAUCAAGAGGAUCACGCCAUGGACGAGGUGGAAGAGAUCAAGGAGAGUGGAUCGGUCACAAUUGAUGUGGAGAGUGAACUCAAGGACAUUCUCCCUCUGGAAGAAGUGGAGAACAUCAAAGCUGCCCUGAACAGUUUGGAAAUGCAGAGUUCGGUGGAGGAGCUUCUAGAGCGAAACCGGAAGGCUUUGAAACGGCUCGAAGAACUCCAACUCUCGCGACUUCAGAAAGAAGAUGGUGGUACGAGUGUUGCCGAAGAAGGAUCGGAAGAAUGGGAAACAGCACAAAGUAUCCUGGAUUCUUUAACUGUUUUAGCAUCACUACGACCGCGCACUUCUGGCUGCGAACCUUCUACAAUUAUGCCCACCGCAAAACUUCUUCAUGCACUUCAGCGUACCUUGCCCUUGGCGGACCCUGCCGGUUGGAAUGGAACUCUUCCCGCGGCCCAAGCUGUUGCUCUUCGUGACGAUUCGACAAUCAAAUACCGAGCAGGGACUACUGUUUCAGUGCCUAAAACAACAACGCCGGCAGUACCAGUAACAGCAACAGCACCAGCAAAUACUGUUACAUCAUCCACGUCCUUUUCUGGUUUCAACUAUCAAUAUGCUACACCCCAACAAGGUCAGUAUCGUGCACCUGCUACGGCCGCUUAUACCACUACGUACCGACCGGGUUCCGCAACGCCAUAUUAUCCCUCCUCACAAUACCAGCAGCCAGCACAGGGAGGUCAGAACGCAUAUUACAGCGCACAGGCUUAUGCUGCCAUACAAGCUACUGGUCACCAGCCAUAUGCCUAUACAGGCUGGUUCUCAAGCUUUCAACCGAAUGCAGGAGGAACCACUUCUGGAAGAGGCACACCGCAACCGGUCACAAGUGCAGCAUCAAUGCCUAGUACUUAUGGGUCAUUUUUUGCCGCGACUCAUACAGGUACUGCGGCUGCCACACCACCGCCACGGACGCCCGCGGUGGCCAAUACUGUUGUUGGAGCAAAACAGGCACAGUGGGCUGCUGGGUAUGCGCAACAACCGCCGAUGUUGCCGCUGCAUAUGAGAACCGCGCAGAAUGGAGGGACAUAUCAGGCGAGCACAGCUACUGGAUAACGGAGCUUGAGACUUCCUUGAAUGACAUGGUCUUAAUAACUUUCGCUUUCGCCCUCAUAUAUUUAUAUUUUCACUUGAAGAUAAUUUCCGUUUUCGACAGCACUCAUUCGAUGAAUAGAACCGAAGUAACAUACUGUACCUGCAUUAUACAGAAUACGAAAUAUACUCGCCGUUCAUAGACAUUACAUUCUACCCUACAAGUUAUGGAUUGAAACUGAUACUAAUAGCAAUGGAAGAUGUUCAAC